Colletotrichum costaricense is the source of this 2577-nucleotide messenger RNA. RefSeq lists its product as uncharacterized. The transcript has a single exon. NCBI's taxonomy places the organism in Eukaryota, Fungi, Ascomycota, Sordariomycetes, Glomerellales, Glomerellaceae. The record is from RefSeq and is a predicted model, not a curated record. Bases 1 to 2577 code for a protein of 858 amino acids.
AUGCCCAUCUUCCAGGACGAUCUCGAACACCACCAGCACCUCUUAUCAUCCAUAGCCGAGCACAGAGCGGCCGCCGCGCCAGAAACACCGCAAGCAGUUCCGCCCAUACCACAACACCGACCGUCGCCCAUGCGAAGACUCUCUGAAGAGAGCAUACGAACCGAGCUAUGCGAAGGUCCCAUUAUCGAGAGCCCGACGAGGCCGUCAACACCCGAGACCGACACCGACACCGAUGCUGCCGCCGCAGUUACCUCUGACAGGGCUGAGCUGAUUGAACGACUGAAGCGCGGGGAGAGCCCGACCUGGAUCCCGAACCGCCGUGUCGCAUCACCCAGGACCGAUCUGGUGGCUCACAACAUCACCAAGCUCGAGUCGCUCUUCAACAACCUGCCCCGCCCGAGCACGCCCAAGAGUCCCCGGCCGCCCUCGAGCUCGUCCAACAACAGCCUCUUGCCGCCGGCGAGCAUCACCCCGGACAGAGCAGCCGCCGACGGCUCGCGAGAGGACGAUGAGCGGCUGCGCGAAGGGUUGAGCAUACAGAGGCCGCGGUCUGCUCUGCACAGCGGCGACUUCACAGAGGACCACCAGCCGAGGCCGCGGUCGCGGUCGCGGCAGCAGCAGGAGCAGGAGACGACACAGGAGGAGACGACGCAUGGCGCAACCAACAAGUUCUUGGCGUCGCGCAGUUCAUGGCUCGCAACGUCACCACCGCGGGACUUUUCCCCGUUUCAGUUCGAGACGAGGUUGCCGUUUCCGGCGACGAAUGACGACUACCGUUCCGUCCCGUCCUCCUUGUCCUCCUCAUUCUCGUCUAGCUUCGUCUACAAGCCGCCGACGAGCCCGCUGGUCCAGUCCGAGAGCAACGACCAGCUCGACCUGUCUGCGCCGCUCAACAGCAUCGCCAUUACCGGGGGCUCACCGAGUUUCGCGGGCCCUUUGCGGCGACACACGUUGAACUCGGUCACAUCGUCCCCCUUUGCGUUCCCCUCGCCCAGGCAGUCCUCGCACCGGGGCACAGCGGCGCUGCCGUACCAGGCGCACCAGCCGCGGCGCUCCCUCACGUCGAUCCCGCAGGUGCCACUCCCUGGGGCCGCCUCGUCGCCGCAGACGCCCGCGGCGUUUCUGAGACCCAGGCGGCCGUCGUUCAACUCGGACACCUCCCCCUUGCAGCACGCCUCCAUGGUCGGGUCGUACGAGGAGAGCAUCCUCCGCGGCCGCAUGUCCACGACCCCGUCCAAGCCGCUCGACUUUCUUGCGCAGAUUGGCGUGCUGGGGCUAGGCAAGUGCAAAUCCAGUCUGCGGUGUCCCGCCCAUGUGACGUUGCCGUUUCCCGCCGUGUUUUACAGCUACGGGGGAGCUUCGCAAGGGCGUGUGCGGUCGGAAGACGGCCCCAGCCCGUACGUCGGCCAGAUUGACCUGGAAAACGGUCUACCCAACCCCGAGGAGGGACAGCGGUCCAAGAGGAAGAUGCAAAGCCGGUACGUCGAGAAGAAGAUUGCCGAAGACGACGUCCUCAUGGCGGAUGGGCCCGCGGACGGGUCCUCGGAUCGUGCCGCACAGCGGGCCAGACGGAGAUCGGCGUCUCCGAGAGCUCCGCCGGGCGGGAGUUAUCGCAUCCCCGAAAAGGGGCAGAUCCAAAUCGUCAUCAAGAAUCCCAACAAGACGGCGGUAAAGCUAUUCCUGGUGCCCUACGACCUGGCCGGUAUGGAACCCGGGACCAAGACGUUUAUCCGGCAGCGAAGUUACUCCGCGGGUCCCAUUAUGGAGACGAACACGCCCGGGUUAGAGGACGCACCCGGUGCCGCCGCCGCCGACCGCCCGAUCCUGCGAUACCUCGUGCACCUCCACAUCUGCUGCCCGUCCAAGGGGCGCUUCUACCUCUACAAGAGCGUCCGCAUCGUCUUUGCCAACCGCGUCCCCGACGGGAAAGAAAAGCUCCGAAACGAGACGACGAACCCGGAGCCGCGGUUCACGCCCUACAAGCCCAUCCGCGUGAUGCACCCGCCCAUGUCGAGCAGCCACAGCGGACCUGCGGCGACGCUCGCGGCCGAAAAGGCGUUUCGGAGGCGGAGUGCCGGGUUUCCCUUGGUUCCGUCUGCCUACCCGUACGCGGCGGAUGGUGGGAGUACAUCAGACGGGUUCUCGCAAUCGCCGCAGGCCGCGGGGUACAGUCGGCAGUCACCGUCACCCUUUAGCUUUGGCGGGGGAAACAAUAAUCAGCCCGUGGAAGCGGUGCCGUUUGCCCUUUCGGGGCGAGGGCGUGCCCGUCUGGGGAGCGACGUCAGCGAUACGACAAACACGACGAGUACCACGACGCCCGGCGUCCUGUCGCCGCAGUCGUCGCAGGCGAGCAGGCCGACAACAAAGGACGGCUGGGACGCGCAGAUUGCGAGGUACGAGAAGCUGAGCAAGGGGGACGUCGGAUACGGCGGCAACGCGUUCGCGCCGUCCUCUGGGCGCGGCGGGAGUCCUGGUGGCGCUGCGGAGGGGUUGCUUUCGCAGCGGCUGAGGUCUUUGGGUGUACAGAACCAGGGACAGGGGCAGCAGCAAGGCGAGAUGCCUUUUGGUCGACCGUAG